This is a messenger RNA of Pecten maximus, 5706 nucleotides long. Its product is annotated as signaling mucin HKR1-like. Lineage: Eukaryota; Metazoa; Mollusca; Bivalvia; Pectinida; Pectinidae. Bases 11 to 3016 code for a protein of 1001 amino acids. Gene Ontology annotation, molecular function: ubiquitin-protein transferase activity. The transcript is spliced from 7 exons. Gene Ontology annotation, biological process: regulation of DNA replication; protein monoubiquitination. The record is from RefSeq and is a predicted model, not a curated record.
UUCCGGUUGUAUGGCGGCCGACAUGAAUGCAAGACGGGACAAGCACGGAACAAUCGCCUUCACGUUGCCGAUUUCUUGUCAAAUUUGUUUAGGAAAGGUAAAACAGCCAGUGCUGUGUCCAAACAACCAUGUGUUCUGCUCUCAGUGUAUGGAUGUAUGGCUACAGAGGAACCAGCAGUGUCCAGCAUGUCGUGUGACCAUCAAUCCUGCUAAUCCUGUCCGACAAAUCCUUGGAGGAUUAAACGAAGCCAUGGAUGACAAGGAAAGAUUAUCAAACCCAGAGCUACGCAAGGCUAGAUUUGAUGUUCUCUACAGAGAAUACGAGGAAGAAUUUGAAAGGUUGAAUGCUGAAAACAACUUGCUUAAAACCGAAAACAGUGUAAUGAAACAACAACUUCAGAAGAAGGGUCCAGACAGCAAAGGUUCAUCCCGAGAUAUAGGGCUACCAAAGGCUACUGACACUAAUGGGCUGCUACUUCUCACCAAAAAAUUACAGGACGCUCAGAGACUGUACGAAAAAGUGAAAACUGAAUUAGCGAGGACAAAAGAGGAAAAUAAUUCAUUGAAGGAGGAAAAUGUGAACAUUAACCAUGAAAACCAGAAAUUAAGGGGAGAAAUAGCCAAUCGUUCUCCUCACAGGUAUGGUCGCUACACUGUAUCAACGCUGGAGGCCAAGAUACAGAGUUAUGAGAAAGAGGUCGGCCAACUGAACAAAGCUCUGGAAAAAAGUGAUAAGUACAUUGAGGAGAUGCAGACAGAGCUCAAUGAACUACGUACAAAAGGGAAGUCCAAGUCGGACACCAUGUCCAGCAGUAGCCAACCUGUUAAGUCUUCGUACACACGAUUCCUGCCCCCAGAUCCUCCACUGACCUACGGUGUGGAUGGGAGUCACAAACGACAAUUGUUUGGGGAUGAAAGUAGUGAUAAAAAGACAAGUCAAGAUGACAAGGGCUAUCUCAAUGGUGAGUCUCACAAAUACGCUCAGUAUGAUGACCAGGCAAUGCAUGAUCGGUACAAGUCUUACGACAGUAAGGCUAGCAUGAAAUCUACAGCUUCUAAGAAUGGUUCCAAGUCAAAACGUGUCACAUUUGAUCUUCCAAGGGAUAAAAGUGAAACAGUGUCAUUUGAUCUUGAAAUGCCUAGUCCAAUGACAUCAAAACUCUCGCUCACAAAUGGCUCAUCUGACUCUCCGAUCAAAGGUGUCCUGAAAAACAGUAAGAAGUCAAGUGCUGCAGAAAUGAAUGAUAGUUUUAGCCUCUCAAAGCCAAGUUCUUUAGAUGAUUCUCUUUUCGAUACUCAAAAGAAGCCACCAACACACCACUACAGCAAAGAUGAUGAUGAUUUGUUCCGUCGAAGGUCUGGAAGAAGUGACUUUAAUGAUAGUUUUAGUCUUGAACGUCCGGGAAGAGGCUCUGGCAGACACGACCAUGAACUGGAUGAUACUCAAGUGAUCCAAUCGGAAUUGGAUGAACUGGAUAUCUCCCUCACUCCAGACUUCACAGACUGUAUGAAGCUGCUGAAUAGGGCAGAGAAAAAGGUGCACAGUCAUGGUGAUGAUGAGGAGGAGGACAUGGAAAGUGAGCCAGUGGAUAUGUACAGGUCCUCAAAGGACUAUCUUGGGAACUACAGGUCAAAGGUUGACCCUCUUGAUCACAAAGAUGACCUCAAGUCUAAACCAGAUGCUGUCGUACAAGAUUAUAAAACCAGAGAUGACUACAAGUCGUACUCAAAGUCAGAACCUUCAAGGAUAGAGACAGCCUACUCCUCAAAGUACUACAAUCCUCAUUUGGAGGAAGAUUACAAAACCACUGCUGCUGGUAAGUCAAGCUACAGUGUGACACACGGUGAUGCAGACUCACUAGGCAACAAAUACAGAACUUCACAAAAUGACACAGACACUUUUAGUAAUAAAUACAGGACAGGGUUGUCUACUGCUACAAGUUACAAAUCAGAUCUGUCUACCAAAACAGAUAGUAAUCAGUAUUCUGCGCCAACAUCAACUUCCACUGGUGAGAGGUACUCGGACAAUUAUGGUGCCAGUGGUGACGAUGUCGGUAGAUACCGUAGAUCUACAGAUCGUGACUUACAACCUCAGCGACCAGCAUCAGCAAGUCUGUUGCCGCCCUCCAAGCCCAGCAGUUUGUACAGUUCGGCUGGUUCUGCUCUCCCCAACAAGCCAUCCUUGUCCGGGAAACCGCUCAGCCAAAGUGGCUUUGGGAGAAGCCCCUCUGUUGACAACCUUUUUAUGUCGCCAAAGUCCUCUCAAAGUACCGGCAGUCGUUACGCUACCGCAGAAGAUAUUCCAGCCUUCAAGUCAAAACGCCUCAGUCUUCCAAGCUAUUCAUCCAGUGCCAACAGCAAGUUAUCUCUCAACAAGUUUUCUACAGGAUCGUACGAGCCAGGCAGGCAAGGUAGGGUUCUCCCUGGUUCUAUGUCUGAAACUAACCAGGAUUACUCUAAGGCGUCCCUCCCUCCGAGGCCAUCCAGAACAAGGCCCUACUCAGACUAUGGCACCACAGCCAAUGCUUAUGCUAUGGGUGCUACUAAUAUUGGUACAUCUGCCAGGUCUUCGCUAGAGAGUGCUUAUCCCUCAUCGUCACGAUUUGACCCAGCCCCCUCAUCCUUGCGCUAUACUUCUGCACCAUUAUCAUCCUCGACGUCCACAACCUCCUACCUCCCUACCACUGUGACUUCCAUUAGUGCUAGUAACACCUAUUCCACAGCACAUCCUCCCUCCAGCUCUACCUACCCUGCUACCUCCCUCACAUCAACCUACCCCUCCUCCUCCGCCUACCCCUCCUCCUCUGCCCCACCCCCGCCAUCAUCAUACACAAGUAAACCACUGGACCUUGAAACAGCGACCAAGGGAGGGUACAGCUAUCUCUCUAACAACUCAACCUUGGGCGAGUUCUCCAAGUCGGAUUCUUACCUUCCAGAGCCCAAAAAAAGACUGUUCGAGUCAAGUGAUGAUUUUGAUGUUUCAUUAAGUCCAAUAAAGUCCACCAGAAAAAUGUGACAGUACAACAUUGAUGAGAAUGUGUCCUGUUUAUAAUGUGUUAAGUGACAGUACAACAUUGAUGAGGAUGUGUCCUGUAUAUAAUGUGUUAUUUAUUGGCCAUUGUGAUAAGUACUGAUUAACUUAUUUUUCUGUUCAUGAACCUGUUUGCCAUAAAUAUUUUUGAAGCAAAAUUACUGCAGGAAAAACUCAUUUUGCUGAUUUAGCAUUCAGUGUUUACAUUGGUUUUGUAGAACUUGUAGAGAAUGUAACAUGUAUACUAAAUCAUGAGUCCAUCCAUAACGUGGAGUAACAAUUUCAACUUUUUACCUUUUUAAAAUCAAACAUCUAUUGAAGACAAUGUUUAUACAGUGUUUUUUUAUUAUUGAUGUGAUUUUGUUUUAAAAUGUAUUUUAAUGUUGCUAUUUUUAAAUUAUUUUUCAUUAUUAUAAACAGCAUAUGCUAGAAUACAUUGUGAAUCUUACUUAAGGAAAAUGUAUAAGUGUUUCACAUGUCAAAUAUGUCUUUUGUACCUACAUAAAGUAUUAUACAGCAUUACUGAUAUUAAAGGGAAAAUAAAGUUUUACUGGGAUUAAUUAAAGGGGUUCAGUAAAGGGAAAAUAGGAGUUUUGCUGGGAUUAAUUAAAGGGGUUCAGUAAAGGGAAAAUAAAGUUUCACUGGGAAUAGUUAAAGAUGAAAUAAUGAAAGUUUUACGGAAAAUCAUUAAAGGGGUUCAGUAAAGGGGAAAUACAAAAGUGUAAUGAUAUUUUCACUGGAAAUCAUUAAAGGGUUUCAGUAAAGGGGAAAUAAUUAUAUUUUCCCUGGAAAUCAUUAAGGGGAAACAAUGAAAGUUUUACUGGAAAUCAUUAAGGGGUUCAGUGAAGGGAAUUGAUGACAGUUUUUUGGAAAUCAUUAGGGGUUCAGUAGAUACUCAGAAGUCGGGAGGUAAUGAGAAUGGUACUAGAUUUCUCAGCUAAUUUAUUAUUGGUAGUACUAGUUAUGUCAUAUUAUGUGUUAAAUAUAGAAGUUUUAUACUGUUGUAACCUUGAACAAAAUUAGGCAGCUAGGCGAUGUUUAUCACUGAUUGUAGGCCAGUAUGACGAGGUGAGCUUUGUUACAUUAACCACACAUUAUUAUGCGUAUCUGUGAUUUGAUGAUUACUGUUCAGGAGGAGGUAACUAACCAGAUAUCAUGUUCUGUAAGGAAAACUUCUUUGAUACUAUCUUUCUACCGUGAUCAACCUUGAAGUAUUCUGUACAGUUGUGUUGCCUGAUCAUCUCUAACCUGUGGGAUUUGUGUCAUAUGUAAUCACUUUUUAUUGUGUUAGUUUUCUGUAAAAACCCUUCUUCCACAUGUGUCUGCUCAAACAAAUAGUAUGUAAGUUUAAAAUUGUUUGUCUUGAAUUUUUAAUGGAAGCCAUUUCCAGUGCACAGUAGAUUACCCUGCCAUAGUGAUGACCUGGUAUACCUGAUGUCGGUUCUGUCCGGUAUGCAACGGCGGACAUCAUUCUGAUGUCGGUUCUGUCCGGUAUGCAACGGCAGACAUCAUUCUGAUGUCGGUUCUGUCCUGUAUAUAACGGCGGACAUCAUUCUGAUGUUGGUUCUGUCCGGUAUGCAACGGCGGACGUCAUUCUGAUGUCGGUUCUGUCUGGUAUAUAAUGGCGGACAUCAUUCUGAUGUCGGUUCUGUCCGGUAUAUAACGGCGGACAUCAUUCUGAUGUGGGUUCUGUCCGGUAUAUAAUGGCGGACAUCUUUCUGAUGUCGGUUCUGUCUGGUAUAUAACGUCGGACAUCAUUCUGAUGUCGGUUCUGUCCGGUAUAUAACGGCGGACAUCAUUCUGAUGUCGGUUCUGUCCGGGUAUAUAACGGCAGACAUCAUUCUGAUGUGGGUUCUGUCCGGUAUAUAACGGAGGACAUCUUUCUGAUGUCAAUUCUGUCCGGUAUGCAACGGCACUGAUGUCAGUUCUCUCCGAUAUAUAAUUUUGACAUCAUACAAAUGAUUAGUUCUGGGGUAAACAAUAAUUCUACGUGGUACAAAUCUUUUUUAUACUUUAUAAAUGUUGAAUAAUGUCACAAAUAUGGCAUAUGGGGUAUACUGCAUGGCUGCUAAAUCUUCAGUUUAACUUGAAACUGUGGGUAUCUACAGAAAACAUCCAGACAAAAAUAUGGUAUAUUACAUGACUAGUAAUGUGAUGAUAAUUUUUUUUCGUUUUUUAAAAUUCAGCAUUACUAGUAUUUUCCCAUAUAGAUUACCGUUAAAUUUCUUUAAGGAUUUAAGGAUUUUUGAUAAGUAGGCCAGGUUUAUUGUAUAUUUUAAUUGUAAAAGUUGUGGUAGGUGGUCUAGUGCCAUUUCCAGCUGGUUAUUUUUUAAAUCUACAGCGACAUAUUCCUGUACACAAUGGGGGUCAAUGCCACACAGAACAUUGUGGGUUUGUGCUGAUGUUUGGUUUGUUUGGGAACACGAUGAUGUAAUAUGUUGACACCUGUCAUGGUCUAUAUCUAUGUUGACUUUUGUGUAGUUUAGUUUUGUCAGUCUGUAAUAGUUUCCAAGUGAGGAUGCACAGUCUACACUUGCCACAUGAAUCCUGCGUGCCCUCACUGGUAAGUUAAUCUCUAGAUUUACUGUGUAUCCAUAUCAAAUUGGUGCUUAGUCAUAAACUUAUACUGUUUUAUUUUUUUUUUAAGUAUUCAUAGAAUGCCAUAAAUAAAAAAA